AUGGCCGAAAGCUCUGGAACGAAGUCUGUAGGCCUUGGCCGCUGCAGCUUCUCCCAGGCGCUUGCCGAUGCAGCAGAACAGGAGAGAACGCUUGCAGCAGCAGAAGUACCAAAGGCUUUACUUCCGUUUGGUGCUGGAUGCACAGCUAUUUUUGCUGCAGUGUGCGUGACGCUGAAGAUUUUUGAGGAAGACCCUGUCAAUAAAGUGGCAGCUCUUGGGAUUGGCUCUGGCUGGCCUGCCAAAACGGAAAGCCUCCCUGCACUGCUGGAUACGUUCUUUGCUCUUGCAUCGGUUGUUGGCGCCAUGGCCACCAAUGAUCAAGCCUUGCUGGUGAUCUCAAAGCUGCGACCACAGUUGCGCAACUCGGAGCAGGAGGAGGAUGAGGUGGACGAGGAGCCGCUUGAGUUGGAAGAUGGUGAUGUGGAGGUUGGAAGGAGAGCGCGAAUUGCACUGGCUUUUCUGAGCUUUACGGCAUGCUUUCUUCCGCUCACCCUGUUUGAGACCGGAUUUCCUGGAAGCUCUUUGGGUAUUGCAGCAGACGAAAUGGCGGUCAUUAUUUCUGCCAGCGCAGCGGCGCAAGCAGCCUUCAGUUUUCUCAUCGCAGAGAAGUUCUUUGCCGAUGCGGAGCGCCGGGUUGCAGCGCAGUCCCGACAAGCGGCUUUAUCCGAAUUGUUUUUCGCGCAGGCGCAAGCAGAUUCGGCCGUCCUGGGGGCAAACAGCGCCGUAAGCGCGACAAGCCUUGGGUUCGCAUCAGUGGCCGUUGAAUUUUCCAAAGCAUAUUCAGCUUUUGCGCUGUGGCCUGCAGUGCUCAGCACAUUGCGCUCAACAGCAAGUUCGCUGACAUCUCGUGCUGAAGCUGAUGCAGCCUGGCUCGAAAACCGAGCUUCGCAGCGCGCCUUGGGUGGCACUGCCGGGAGCAUGGACAGCGUGUCCGCUGCAGUACGUGAGUUCCGGCAACUGCAGCGCGAUUUUUCACUGGAUGAUUUCACGGAGUCGGUGCGCGGUGAGCUUCGCAAUCUCGAUGCAGACUGCAGGAAAGAUUUUCGUGGACUAUCAGCAGAGCAGCGGCGAAAAGUGCAUCUCGUUGCAGCAGAGCUUGGGAUGCUUUCCCAAUCCUUCGGUUUGUCCAGAGAUACCAGAUCUCGGAGUGUUCGGGUUACCAACAUCUUAUCUAACCGAGGAGCUCUCGUAGAUGAGAACCCAUCUCACGAAGGCGUUCUCAGUGACAUCAACUCCUUAGUGGGGACUCUGACAGAGGAAGCUUCGCAGAUCGAGAAAAGUUUGCAACAAAGAGGCCAAGAAGAGAAAGCCGUGGCGGCGCUUUUGAUUCUUCUGAGCACAGCCUCUCCAUGGUUAUUGGGCAGUGGUUCAGCUGAAUUGUACCUUCCCCUGGCCACCGGCACGGUUGGGCUGUGCACAGCCUGGCAAGAGACAGCGGGCAAAGGGGCAGUAGCCACAGCAAAACGGCAGAGCGCUUUCUUGUUAACACGAGAGGCUCGGGCUGAACUCUUCCUAGGCCGAGCGCAGAUUGCAUAUGCUGCCCUCCCAACAGACCUGGCAGUGGCAACUCUUGCGACAACUGCUACGGUUCUUGCAGUUGAGCUUCGGGCUGGCAGCAUUUUGAGCUUCACGGCGUUGUCAAUGGUCAUUCCAGCAAUGGCGGCUUGUUCAGUGGCAAUGCACCGACGCCGCAAAGUGGAAAGGUUCGUCGCUGCGAGCAUGAGAUGCGUUGAUGCAAGGCCGGCCUGCUCAAGCAAUACACCUUGGAAACAGAGAUGGUGGUUGUUGCCUGCCGUUUCUGCAUUAGUUGCUCCUUGCGACAUAUUCGGCAGUGUGACAGUCGCUUGCGCUGCGCUGUCAGCGGAGAUCGCACUAGCAAUGUCAGAUUGCUUGUCCUGCAUGGCCGAUGCAACAGGCCGGGAAGAAGUUGACUUUGCUUUCAAGUAUCGAGCCUGCCUUCUCGUUGCCACGCUGGUCGCCACUGCGCUGGUUGAAUUCUCGUUGCCUCUGUGCGCGCUGUUUCCUGCGCUGAGUGCGGCGGUACUUGUACGUUCAGUUCAGCUGAACAGGCAAGCCCAAACCGCUUCUGAAAAGUUGGAGCAGGAGUUUACAGAUAUGCAGGUCUUGAUGAAGGCAGAGCCAUGGGCAAGGCUGCGACGACUAUCUGGCCAAAGCAGCCGGAUAGGAUUGUUGCGAGAGUCUCGAGACGCCAGGCGGGCCUUCGAUCCCGGUGUGCUUACGAUUGCCUACUGGAGUAGCAAGCUGCGGCGAAGUUUUAUCAGGUUGAAAAACCUUUGGGAAGAUCGAGGCCCAGCUGAAGCGUACCAGCCAGCACCAGCCGAGCAGGCGGUACAAAGCAUCCAGCGAAACUUGCAGGAGUUUCGAACACUGACGAGGUUCAACUCCAGGACUUGGUUUCGCACCUUGUCCGUUGUUGGCCUCGUCGCCAUGGCUUCCGUGCUGCAGCCGUGGUUCCUGUUUUCCAGCAGUGAGGUGGUCUUGCCAGUCGCGGGGGCACUUUUGACCAUUUUCGUUGCAGCUUCGGAAAGCGAAGCUCGCCGGAGUGUUUCUGCCGCCAAAGUGAAGGCAGCGGACAUAAAGGCUGCAACAAGCACGAUGGAGGAGUUGUCAUCAUCUGCCAUGCAGUUCCGCUCGCGCCUGGUUGCUUGGGCCGGAGUCACGGCAGCUACCUGCGUCUUGUCUGUGAUCUCUAUCAAGCAUUGGCCAAUGGCAGCCAGGUAUGAGUGGCUUGGUUUUGCCCAGCAAUUCUGGAGGCUCCUACUCGUGAGCGCGCACGCAGGUGCAGCUAUGGCUAGCAUUGCGCCCGUCAAAGCCGUUUUGCUUUGGACGUCGCAGGUGAAACUGGACAUGCCAGCGUCGAGGAUGGUUAUGUCUCCAGCUCCACUGCAGCCUGGAGCUCUGUCCCGUGGCCAGCUUCCAAAGGGCAGCCGUUGGCUUGAUCUUGUGUGUGGAGGAGGCGCCUGGAUGUUGCAUCUUCUUGCCGGUGCUCCAGGCAUCUUGUUGGCGGUGUUUCCGUGUUCCAGGAGCUUCGAGCAAAGGACAAUAGCAUCAACGGCUGCAAGCAGCUUUGUGGUGGCUGCAAUGCUAUUUGUCGCAGAGCGGGCACUUUACCAAGCGGAGUUGCUCAUAGCUCGGAGGCGAACAACAUUCGCAUUAACAGACACCCUCGCAAACGAGGCUGAACAACAGAGUUCAUUGCUGCCAGUUGCUACCGCUGCCACCAUUGCAGUGUCUGCCGCUGUGACUUUUGGUGUUGAGCUGAACCCCUUCGCUGCUUCUGCAUUGGCCCUACUUCAGGCGAUAACUUGGGUCCUGGCGUCCAGGAAGGCCCUCGAAGCCAAGUUUGGAAGCGAUGCAGCAGUGCAGGUGGCCACAGUCACCGCGGGUCGAGGCUCAAGGCCAGGACGGCUCCCGGAGGAGACGUCUCAGAAGAAGUCUGGUCAGUGGCGAAGCUUUCUGAACGUACUGGCUUAG
This is a messenger RNA of Symbiodinium pilosum, 3495 nucleotides long. The record is from the annotation of a GenBank genome assembly. Lineage: Eukaryota; Dinophyceae; Suessiales; Symbiodiniaceae.